Gordionus sp. m RMFG-2023 is the source of this 2473-nucleotide messenger RNA. Its product is annotated as trifunctional enzyme subunit alpha, mitochondrial-like. Lineage: Eukaryota; Metazoa; Nematomorpha; Gordioida; Chordodea; Parachordodidae. Gene Ontology annotation, biological process: fatty acid beta-oxidation. Gene Ontology annotation, molecular function: (3S)-3-hydroxyacyl-CoA dehydrogenase (NAD+) activity; NAD+ binding; enoyl-CoA hydratase activity. Bases 45 to 2285 code for a protein of 746 amino acids. The record is from RefSeq and is a predicted model, not a curated record. The transcript has 21 exons. Gene Ontology annotation, cellular component: mitochondrial fatty acid beta-oxidation multienzyme complex; mitochondrion.
ACAUUUUUUUUACAGCUGAGCUUUAAUAUAAUUUUUAUGAAAUUAUGAAUUUUAUUAAAUUCAGAUCUAUAAUAUUUGCCCAAAUUAGGCAUAAGCAUUUAACUUUGAAUGUUAAAGAAGGUGUUGGAGUUAUCAAAUUUGAUUCUCCAGGGACAAGAGUCAAUACAUUAUCGAAAGAACUUAUGGGAGAGUUUAAUGAUAUUAUCACUAAAUUCAACAACUCAGAAGAGAUAAAAGCUGGUGUUAUUAUAUCAGGAAAGCCAGAUAAUUUCAUAGCUGGAGCAGAUAUUGGUAUGAUAGCAGAAUGUAAAACACAAAAAGCAGCCCAAGAAUUAUGCCAAUCUGGCCAAGAAAUGAUUAAUAAAAUUGCUAAGAGUAAAAAACCUAUAGUUGCUGCCAUAAUGGGAUCAUGUUUAGGUGGAGGAAAUGAAUUAGCAUUAGCAUGCCAUUAUAGAAUAGCUGUGAAGGAAAAGUCUACUUUAGGGCAACCUGAAGUUAUGAUUGGUUUGCUACCAGCAGCUGGAGCCUGUGUUAGAUUAACAAAAUUGAUUCCAUUCCCAAAAGCUAUGGAUAUGCUACUGACUGGCAGGUCUGUCACAGCUCAACAAGCUAAAAAAUUAAGACUGGUGGAUUUACUUGUUGAUCCUCUUGGGCCCGGUAUAAAAUCUCCAAACGACAGAACGAUGGAAUAUCUGGAAGAAAUUGCUAUUAAAGCUGCUAAAGAUUUGGUCACUCAAAAAACCCCACAAAAAAGAAAUUUAUCCCUCAUCGAAAAACUAACAAAUAUGGGUCUCAAAAAUGCCUUUUUAAGGAAAUUGAUUUUCAAUCAGAUGAAGGAUAAAGUGCUGAAACAAACCAAAGGCCACUAUCCCGCCCCCUUGUCAGUCUUAGAAGUCGUUCAAACGGUCAUAGAGCACGGGGACGAAGCAGGAUUUUUGGCGGAGGCGCAAGCAUUCGGUAAAAUGGCUAUGACAUCCCAGUGCAAAUCCCUCAUAGGACUUUACAACGGACAAGUGGCUUGCAAGAAAAAUUUAUAUGGUACCCCUAAACACCAAAUUAAGAAUGUAGGUGUUAUAGGAUCUGGUCUCAUGGGGGCUGGGAUUGCUCAGGUUACUUUACUCAAAAAGGUUUACAACGUUACGCUUAAAGAUGUGAGUACCGAGGCGCUUUUCAAAGGAUGGCAACAGAUAUCGAAAUCCCUCAAGACUUCUGUCAAAAAGAAGAAAAUUAGCGAAUUUGAAAAGGAUAAAAUGCUAAGCACUCUCAAAAGUACGGUUAGUUACCAAGACCUCAAAAAUAGCGAUAUAGUCAUAGAGGCCGUUUUCGAAGACCUAAACCUCAAACAUAGGGUCUUGAAGGAUCUUGAGCAAAUUGUUCCCGAACAUUGUAUAAUCGCGACAAACACAUCCGCCCUACCUAUCCACAAAAUCGCGAGCGUUAGCAAAAGACCUGAUAAAGUGAUUGGCAUGCAUUAUUUCUCUCCCGUCGACAAAAUGAUGUUGUUGGAAAUCAUAACGACCGAUAAAACUUCCAAAGAUACGAUUGCGAGUGCUAUUAACUUAGGUCUCAAACAAGGCAAGAUAGUCAUAACGGUAAGAGACGGUCCCGGUUUUUACACGACUCGUAUUCUCACGGCCUCGUUAAUGGAGAUGCUCAAAUUACUUAGUGAGGGAGUGGAUCCUAUACGACUCGACGAUGUAUCCAAAAAAUUUGGCUAUCCUUUGGGUGCUGUUUCUCUCACCGACGAAGUAGGCAUAGAUGUAGCAUCUCAUAUAACCAAGGACCUCAGAGAACCAUUGGGUGUUAGGUUCAGCGGUAAAGAUAAGCUCGAAAACAUGUUGGAAGAUUUGGUUAAUGCCGGAUUUUUGGGGCGUAAAUCGGGAAAAGGAAUUUAUAUCUAUGAGGAAAAUAGAGUGUCCGGAUCUAAAAGACCCCUUAACCAAGAGGCUCUUAAAAUCAUCGCCAAAUACCAAACCUCUCCCGCGAAAAACAUAAGUGACGAUGAUAUUCAAUGGAGGAUGGCUUGCAGAUUUAUCAACGAAGCUGUGUUAUGUUUGCAAGAAAAUAUUUUGAAAACACCGAUCGAAGGCGAUAUUGGUGCUGUGUUUGGUUUAGGAUUUCCACCGUUCUUAGGAGGUCCUUUCCAUUACGUCGAUGCGAUCGGUGCCGAUACCCUGGUCGACAGAAUGAAAGCUUAUGCCGACAUUUACGGGGAAACUUUCAAGCCUUGCCAAUUGCUAUUGGAUCAUGCAUCAGACACCUCUAAAACUUUUAGAAAAAUAUGACGAAAAUAAUAAAAAAAUCAAAAUAAAAUAUUUUUUAAAGGAGUCAGUCACUCAAUAUUUUUUUGAUAUUUAACAAGAAUUUUUAUUUAAAAAAGACAAGAUUAGGAUAUCAAACAUAAAUUGAUUCGACGUAAAUAAAAGUGACAUUUUAUCAUUUUCGCGUUAAUUCUCUUGACAAAUAUUUUAUG